UACUAGCGCCAUCUGUGAUGAAGAAGGAACGUAACGGUUCGGUUUUUUUUGUCCGAGAAGGAUAAUUUUGCCUUACUAGAAGAGUGAAAAUGGAAUCUGCCGUUCAAGCUAGCAAUGUUUUCCCCUAUUUAAGAUCUUGUAAAAAAGAGUCUGAGAAAGCCAUCGAUGGACAAGUUCAAGGUGAAAUUCCAAAGUGGCUGAAAGGCUCUUUGAUUCGGGUAGGAUCCGGCCUCCUAGAAGUUGGUCCAGAUCGUUACAAUCACGUUUUCGAUGGCCUGGCUCUCAUGCACAAGUUCUCUUUCAACGAUGGUCACGUGACUUAUCAGAACAGAUUCUUGAGAAGUGAUGCAUACAAAACGAAUAUGAAGCACAACCGAAUCGUUGUGAACGAGUUUGCAACUGCAGGGAUACCUGACCCAUGUAAAACUAUAUUUCAGAGGUUUGCAAGUCUUUUCAAUUUCGAAGAUUUGACAGAUAACGACCUUGUUAAUAUCAUCUUAUACUGCGACGAGGCAUACGCUUGUUCUGAAACCAACUGCAUUUGGAGAAUUGAUCCAGACACUCUGGAGAGCUUACAUAAAGUUAAGCUGAGCAAAUAUGUGCCAGUUAAUGCUGCAAUUGCCCAUGCCCAUGAAGACACUGAUGGUACAGUUUACAAUGUGGGAAGCACUUUCAGCUUGUAUAGCUCUUACAGUAUCCUGAAAUUUCCACCAAAAGCGGAUAAAAGCGACAAUCCUUUCAAAAAUGGAUCAGUGGUUUGCAAAAUCCCCUCUUCAAAGACGUUUGGCCUCAGCUACCACCAUAGCUUCGGCAUGACUGAAAAUUAUUUCGUAUUCGUUGAGCAGCCGCUUUACCUCUCUGUACCACGCAUGGUAUGGGCACAAUUCAUUUCCGGAACAUUUGCGGAUGCUUUGUAUUGGGACCAAGACUCGCCGACUCGAUUCCAUGUUGUCAGACGUUCAGAUGGUCAGCUACUGGACACAGUGUACGUGUCGAAGGCGUUUUUCGUUUUCCAUCAUAUCAAUGCUUAUGAAGAAGACAAUCAUCUCGUGGUAGAUAUGUGCGUGUAUGAGCAGGGCCAAGUGGUCAAGACCCUUUACGUAAAGGCCCUGGAGGAACUGUUUCACAAUCCAAAAAAAAUUGCUGAGCCAUUCGUGUCAAGGGCUAAAAGAUAUGUUAUUCCUCUGUCCGUGGGAGGAGAGAAAAAAGUUGAUGAAAAUUUAGUGACUUUAUCAAAUUCUGAAGCCACGGCAUACAAACAACCGGACGGCUCCAUCUAUUGCAAUCCUGAGAUACUAACUGCUUCUGAUCCAUGGGCACCAGAGCUUCCCAGAAUAAAUUACGACUACAACGGAAAGAAAUACAAGUACUUUUAUGCGAUGGCAAGGAAUGCCACAUUGGAAAGGACACAUCUGAUAAAAGUUGAUGUUACUGAUAAAACUACUGUAUCGUGGAAUGAAAGUGGUGUCAUACCUUCAGAACCAGUUUUUAUUUCUGAUCCUAAUGCAGAAAAUAAAGACGAAGAUUCAGGUGUUUUGAUUGCAUCUCUUUUAUACCAAGACGAUGAGAGCAAGGUUUCAAUGAUUGUUCUUGAUGCCAAAUCAAUGAAAGAAAUAGGGAGAACAACUUUCAAGACAGAAUCUUCCAUUCCAGGAGAUUUUCAUGGAGUAUUCAUACCAAAGAAUUGAUUCUGUGAAAUUGAAUGCCUGUGUCGAUUUAUUUUUGCAUGUGCCUUUUGCAGCGCUUUUAAUCGAUGGAGGAGAUAUAUGUAAUUCUUUUCUGAACAUUUUUUUGAAAGCAGCUAUUUCCCCCCCCCUCAAAAGUAUAUUUGAUGUAUAGUUCCCCAAAUGUACUUAAGUUCGACAUUUUGCUAAGCUUUAUGUAUAAUUUUUUUUAAUAAAUGUCUUUUUUUUCUUA
Messenger RNA from Argiope bruennichi, 1917 nucleotides. RefSeq names its product beta,beta-carotene 15,15'-dioxygenase-like. Gene Ontology annotation, biological process: carotene catabolic process; retinal metabolic process. The record is from RefSeq and is a predicted model, not a curated record. The transcript is spliced from 10 exons. NCBI's taxonomy places the organism in Eukaryota, Metazoa, Arthropoda, Arachnida, Araneae, Araneidae. The coding region runs from base 90 to 1688 and encodes 532 amino acids. Gene Ontology annotation, molecular function: beta-carotene 15,15'-dioxygenase activity; carotenoid dioxygenase activity.